Molecule: messenger RNA, 2032 nt
Organism: Culex quinquefasciatus (southern house mosquito)
Lineage: Eukaryota; Metazoa; Arthropoda; Insecta; Diptera; Culicidae
Product: uridine phosphorylase 1
Exons: 7
Coding region: 595-1632 (345 amino acids)
Biological process (GO): uridine catabolic process; nucleotide catabolic process
Cellular component (GO): cytoplasm; cytosol
Molecular function (GO): uridine phosphorylase activity
Source: RefSeq, a predicted model, not a curated record
CCUCGGCCGUGUGUUCCUUUUUUACGCUCGAAGCCUUCGUCGAGUCGGGUGGUACCAUUGCGUUAUUCCUUCAGCCGGUCAGUCAGUCCGUGUAAGUCCGUGCUUUAGGGUGUGUGUUGUGCGCUUAGUUGUCGCGACCGGAGUUGGGGUAAAAGGAACUGGAAACUCUGCAAGAAUCAUCGCUAUUUUCCGAGCUAUUUUUUUGUUGGAUUGUUGAUGCAACUUUGUGUAACAAUCAUCGAAAGCAGACUGCAAAUUAAUUAAUUUUCUUCAGAGCUUUGAUUUCAUGAUUCAACAAUUAAAUUGAGUAGUUCCAGCGAAUCAAUACCGGAAAAGUGAGUUUGACUAGUGCUACAGCAUAAAUUGAACAAGUUUCCCUAGGAGAACCUCUUGAAGUGUGUGAUUUCGCUCUCGAUUCAAUCGAACUCAAUUUCUUCCGGAAGCUUUGUGAAGGGUAGCUCCCAAGUUUUGCACGUGUAAUUGACUGAAUAAGUGUUGGUAGUGAACAGAAAAAAACAAGCCAAGGAAGAACAAGUGGAAAUCUUCGACCGAAAGGACCCCAGCGGAAGAAAAAGGAACCUACACUCGUGAACCAUGUCGGCCUGGAACUACCAUCCAUCACUGUCGGAGGAGGAACGUGACGAAUACAAUGAUGGAUCAGUUCGGCUUCGGAACCCCAACAUCGAACUCAUGGACCAGGACAUUCUGUACCAUCUGGCACUGGGCAGCGGCAGCCAUGAUCUGGUGGAGAUGUUUGGCGAUGUUAAGUUUGUCUGCAUGGGCGGCACCCCGAAGCGCAUGGAGAACUUUGCACACUUCAUCAUGGACGAGAUCGGCUACAAGCUGCCCGCCGGAACCCAGCUGCAGGACAUCAGCGCGUUCUCGUACCGGUACUCGAUGUACAAGGUCGGUCCAGUGCUGUCCAUCAGCCACGGCAUGGGCGUGCCCUCGCUCGGUAUUUUGCUGCACGAGAUGAUCAAGCUGAUGUACCACGCCAAGUGCAAGAACCCGAUCUUCAUGCGGAUCGGAACGUGCGGCGGAAUCGGCGUCGAGGGCGGCACCGUCGUCAUCACCGAGGACGCCGUCGACGGGCUGCUGCGGAGUACCCACGAGCUGGCUGUCCUGGGUAAAAUUGUCCACCGUCCAGCUAUUCUAGACAAACGACUAGUGCGGGAGCUGAAAUCGCUUGCCUCACAGGAUGACCCAUACGACACGAUCGUCGGCAAGACCAUGUGCACAUCGGACUUUUACGAAGGCCAAGGUCGCCUGGACGGUGCGUUCUGCGAGUUUAGCGAGACGGAAAAGAUGGAGUACCUCGAGAAGCUGCACGACUUUGGCGUCGUGAACAUCGAGAUGGAGUGCACCAUCUUCGCGGCGCUCACGCACUACGCCGGCAUCAAGGCGGCGAUCGUGUGCGUCACGCUGCUGGACCGGCUCAAGGGUGAUCAGGUGAUGUCGCCGAAGGAGGUCAUGAACGAGUGGCAGCAGCGGCCGCAGAUUCUCGUGUCGCGGUUGAUCCGCAAACACCUGGCCCAGGCCGGCCACCUCAAAGCGCUUGCGUCCCUGCCCAGUGCGAUCAAGUCGCCGCGGCGUUUCAAGCUGGUCCAGCAGGAGUCGGAAGCGCACGAGUAAGCGUGAAGGGGCAGACGACUUCCACACAGACAAGCAAGUAUAUUUACACAAACUCAUAUAAAAUUAACAAAAAUUGCCUGGCCGUGCCAUGGCGCAAGCUUUGGCCUGGUGUUCGUUACUUAGAAGAAACAAAAAGACAAGUUUUCGUCGGGAUACGAAGCAGUAGAUUAGGUGUGAGGGCAACACCCCUCCACCCUCCCGCUGAAUGCACAUUCCAGUUAGCAAACAUUCGUUCUAACCUAAAAAAUAAUUGCGGCCUGGCAAAUAUCGAACCGGGAAGAAAGCAGAAGGUAUCGUGAUAUUGCAAGCUUAGCCUAACUAGAACAAUAUUUCACCGUAAAUGAAUCGAUGGUUGGUUUAUUUUGACUUACGUUCAAUAAAUGACGUUUUCAACCAUAAA